GUCACUGUGUUGAGUGUCUGAAGCCGUUGGCUUCGAACCGCCUGGCGUUGUAUCUUAUCUAUUAGCGUUAAAAUGUUAAUUAAUUUCCUUGAUAUAUCAAUUUUGCAAUCUUUGGAAAGAGAUAACAUGGUUUAGCUUUAACACGUGGAUUACAGCGGAAGCCAUCUAUCAAAAGAUUUCAGACAAAGUAGGUAGCUAGCUACUGGAUUAUGGGGACACAUUUUGAAAGAGCAGCUAACUAGCCUUGCUAGCUAACCAGCACCGUUCAUAUAAGAACGAAUCUUGUUUUUUUUGUUUUGUUGUUGGAACACAGGAAUAAAUGCAAAAUAUUGCGACCACUUUUUAAAGAUUGCGGAGUUCCUCCUCUGGACGGUGGAGCAAUGAGCUUCUGAAAGACACUUGAUCACAUGGCUCCCAUUCCCUUCGCUGACCCCAUGGUUUGACCACCACGAUUAAAAAUGAGCAUUAGCAGUGAUGAGGUCAACUUCCUGGUGUACAGAUACCUGCAAGAGUCAGGCUUCUCCCACUCGGCGUUCACCUUUGGCAUAGAAAGCCACAUCAGCCAGUCCAAUAUCAACGGAGCCCUGGUUCCCCCUGCUGCCCUCAUCUCCAUCAUCCAGAAGGGCCUGCAGUACGUGGAGGCAGAAGUCAGCAUCAAUGAGGAUGGCACUCUGUUUGACGGGCGGCCCAUCGAGUCGCUGUCUCUGAUUGACGCUGUGAUGCCCGAUGUGGUGCAGACACGGCAGCAGGCCUACCGGGAAAAGCUGGCCCAUCAGCAGGCAGCUGGGGCUGGCAGCGCCAGUGGCACCCAGGGCCCCCAGCCCAGCGGCACCAAGAACGGAGAGGGUGGAACCGCUGCCAACGGCGAGGAGAAUGGUGCCCACGCCUUAGCAAACCACCAUGCAGACAUGAUGGAGGUGGACGGGGACGUUGAGAUUCCCCAGAACAAGGCCAUGGUGCUGCGUGGCCACGAGUCCGAGGUGUUCAUCUGUGCCUGGAACCCCGUCAAUGACCUGCUCGCCUCAGGGUCUGGGGAUUCAACGGCGCGGAUCUGGAACCUGAGUGAGAACAGCACAGGCAGCUCCACCCAGCUGGUGCUGAGACACUGCAUACGGGAGGGGGGUCAGGACGUACCCAGCAACAAAGACGUCACCUCACUGGACUGGAAUAGUGAGGGUACGCUCCUAGCCACAGGCUCAUACGAUGGCUUUGCCAGAAUAUGGACUAAAGACGGUAACCUCGCCAGUACCUUGGGCCAGCACAAAGGUCCUAUAUUUGCCCUCAAAUGGAAUAAGAAAGGCAACUUUAUCCUCAGUGCAGGAGUAGAUAAGACCACGAUCAUUUGGGAUGCUCACACAGGGGAGGCCAAGCAGCAAUUUCCCUUUCACUCAGCGCCGGCCCUGGACGUGGACUGGCAGAGCAACAACACGUUUGCCUCCUGCAGCACGGACAUGUGCAUCCAUGUGUGUAAGCUGGGCCAGGACCGGCCAGUCAAGACCUUCCAGGGACACACGAAUGAAGUGAACGCAAUCAAGUGGGAUCCUACGGGGAGUCUGCUGGCCUCCUGCUCCGACGACAUGACACUCAAGAUCUGGAGUAUGAAGCAGGACUCGUGUGUCCACGACCUGCAGGCCCACAGUAAGGAGAUCUACACCAUCAAGUGGAGCCCCACGGGGCCCGGGACCAACAACCCCAAUGCCAAUCUGAUGCUGGCCAGUGCGUCGUUUGACUCGACUGUGCGCCUGUGGGACGUGGAGCGCGGCGUGUGCAUCCACACGCUCACCCGCCACCAAGAGCCCGUCUACAGUGUGGCCUUCAGCCCCGACGGGCGCCACCUAGCCAGCGGCUCCUUCGACAAGUGUGUCCACAUCUGGAACACACAGACGGGUGCUUUAGUUCACAGCUACAGGGGAACAGGGGGCAUCUUCGAGGUGUGCUGGAACGCUACGGGGGACAAAGUGGGAGCCAGCGCGUCAGAUGGAUCAGUUUGUGUAUUAGACCUGAGGAAAUGACGCUCGUUUGGGGAGCCAUGGACCGACUACGAAUGUGUACAUAGCCAAAAUGACUGUCCCAGCCUGUCGUCUACACUGCUGUAGUCCCAUCAGAAGCCAUGGCCCGUCAUCACAACCACCACCACCAUUACCAUCACAGCCAAACAGAGCACCCCAACACCCCCAUAAACACACAGACUACCCCUCCAGAGAAGAGGUCAAACUAACCCCCAGCAAAGGGGAUCUGGACUUCCCUCAAGUCAGACUCAGACCCACAGGAGAGAAAAAGGACUAUAUUAUGGUCACCGAGACAAAAAUCAUAUUGAAGAGAAGAGGACCCAUUGCAUACAUACCAAAAUAUCUGCAAUUUGUUUUGUUUAUUUAUUUUCUAUUCUUUAUACCAGAAAUGAGAAAUGUUAAGCUUUUGUCCCCCCCACGUCGUUGGUGUGUGCAUAUUGUACAUGUCCACAUUUUUUGUCGUCCUGUGGCCAUUUAUUUUGCUUUAGGUUUGUGUUACAUGUCGAGAGAGGUAAGGUCAGUAGGAUUUUUUUCUUAAAUUUGGGUUUCAAACUGAUAUUGGGAGAAAUCGUUCAUUUUGGCACUGUCCAUGUGUGUUUUUGUGGUUCAAAAAUACAUUGAACAACAAAUAUAUAUUUAUAAAGUUGAAAUGGUUUCAUUUGUUUUCAAUUCAAAACUUCAAACGAUUCAAUUCAACGCUUUUUUUUCAGUUUGCCAAAAUCCUUUUAUUAAACAUUUCUGGGAGCGCAGUUAGUGGGGAUUAAAGGUGCCAUAUGCAUACUUGUACUUCUUAUUACCUUUUAAAUGGCUUCAGGUGUGCAAAACUGUUUAGCUUAAUAGAUAUCUGAUAAUUCUAAUAAACUCUUGGACUAAAGAUCAUCACUGCAGCUACUAGAAAGCCCCAUCCUCUUACAUUCUAACUACAUGUGAUGUUAGAUUUGAGUGUAAUUGAUUGGUUAGGGGAAGUUGCAGACACUGAUCUAAGGUCAGUUUGGCGUUUUCUCCCGUAAUGGCUAUGGCUAGGAUUGGGGGAGGGUAAGCUGAUCCUCGAUCUGUGUCUCCAGGGAGCUUUUAGCCAGAACAUAGUGCUUUGGGUAGCUCAUGAAUGACAGGACAACCCACAUGCAAAGCCACAAUGUCCUAAAGGCGGGUUGUGUUCAGUAGGACACUAAGUAGCAACAAGUUUUACAAUGGAAAACAAGUGUUUCACUUUGGAACCGUUCAAUUAGAACCUCCACGUUUCAGAACGAUUUCUCCCUAUUGAACACGCUCCAUGUAUCCUGAUUGGUUGAUAGAGGACUUUACCAUUAACAUCUGAGCUGUGCUAUUCACAAUAUGUUGUACCUCCACAGUCCAUCGUGUGCUAAGCUAACAAAUGCUAAAUGAUAAUCAGACUAAGCCAUCACUAAGUUUUUUUUUUUGCUUUGUUUUGUUGACCGGUCUUGCUUGGUAAUUAAUCUGGACAUACUGUAGCUGUCUUGAUUUCAGCAGUAACACUUGCAUAGAGUGGCGUGUACUGUACAUAGGACCUUCAUAGCACCUACAUAAGUAUUACGCCGGCCCUUUCAAAUGUCGGCAGUCAGUUUCAACCAUGCUUCCUUCAAUCGACAACCAACUCUUAUCACAUUUGAAAUGUUACCGCUGGGCAACCUUAUUGCAAUUUGUCAUGUUGAACAAAAUGUUUAUGAUUGUCAUUGACUGUUGAUGUCUGGGAUCUAGUGAUGUUUAUGUCGAUGUCUUCAGGUGUCAUGUUUAGGUGGUUGACUCCGAUGUCAAAGUUAGCCGGUAGUUUUCGGACCUGAAAGUGGUGGCGUCCGCAUGCUUCAGUUUGGCUGGCGGCUAGGCGAACUGCUCGUAUACUUCCUUAAAAGACCUUUACUUGAAAAAUUUGAAACAAGCGGCAAUAGUACUGUUUGUCUAUUUUGAGACACCGUAGCCAGUGUCUCAAAAUAAUCCAAAUGAAUCUAAAAUAACUCAGGAUUUAGUUAUUUUUUGUUUAACUAGGCAAAUCAGUUAAGAACAAAUUCUUAUUUUCAAUGACGGCCUAGGAACUGCCUUGUUCAGGAGCAGAACGACAGAUUUUU
This is a messenger RNA of Salvelinus namaycush (lake trout), 4093 nucleotides long. Its product is annotated as F-box-like/WD repeat-containing protein TBL1XR1. Gene Ontology annotation, biological process: regulation of transcription by RNA polymerase II. The coding region runs from base 459 to 2012 and encodes 517 amino acids. The record is from RefSeq and is a predicted model, not a curated record. Lineage: Eukaryota; Metazoa; Chordata; Actinopteri; Salmoniformes; Salmonidae. The transcript has 15 exons. Gene Ontology annotation, molecular function: transcription corepressor activity; protein binding. Gene Ontology annotation, cellular component: histone deacetylase complex.